AUGGCGGCUUCGCUUCGUUGUCUCCCCGCAAGCUGUAACAACAAAUGGUACUACAGCCGACAAGAGAUAGACAACAACCCGUCACGGCGAGCCGGACUCGAUCCGGACAAGGAGCUCUCGUACAGACAACAGGCGGCCAACCUGCUGCAGGACAUGGGACAGCGGCUCAAUGUAUCCCAGCUUACAAUUAACACCGCCAUCGUGUACAUGCAUCGCUUCUACAUGGUCCAGUCCUUUACCAGAUUUCACAGAAAUGUCAUUUCCCCCGCGGCACUUUUCCUGGCCGCCAAGGUCGAGGAGCAGCCCCGAAAACUGGAGCACGUUAUCAAGGUGGCUCACGCCUGUCUCAAUCCGCAGGAGCCCUCGCCAGACGUACGCAGCGAUGCCUACCUGCAACAAGCCCAAGACCUGGUCAUUCUUGAGAGCAUAAUACUCCAGACCUUGGCGUUUGAAAUUACCAUUGACCAUCCCCACACGCACGUGGUCAAGUGCACCCAGCUGGUCCGAGCAAGCAAGGACCUGGCUCAAACGUCUUAUUUCAUGGCAACCAACAGUCUCCACCUGACCACCUUCUGCCUGCAGUACAGUCCGCCGGUCGUGGCUUGCGUGUGCAUCCAUCUGGCCUGCAAGUGGUCUAAGUGGGAGAUUCCUGUGUCGACGGAUGGCAAACACUGGUGGGAGUACGUCGACCCCACCGUCACCCUCAAGCUUCUGGAUGAGCUCACGCACGAGUUCCUGCAGAUUCUGGAGAAAACCCCCAGCAGAUUGAAACGGAUCCGCAACUGGAAGGCGGGAGGUCAGACACCGAAGGCCAAGCCCAAAGUCCAGGAGGAGGGCGACCAGAGGGACACCAUGAUGAGCAUGAUCUCCAUGGCGUCAUCUGAGAGCACCGUGGCCGGCCUGAUGAGCCUCUCGGCGUCCUCCGCCUCCUCGUCCGCGGAAAAAGUCAGGGGCGCGCCCGGCAGCGCGGCCACCUGGAGCGGUAAAAGUCAAGGGGCGUCGGAACAGCAGUCCAACCACGAGGUCCACGCCCCAGCCCCCGCCAAGGUAUCGUUGAGCGAGUACCGGGCCAAGAACGCCGACGUCCUGGCCGCGCAGAAGAGGAAGUUGGAGAACAUGGAGGCCAGCGUUAAGAGAGACUACGCCAACGCCGCCCAGGUUCUCAUCGGUCAGCAGCAAAGGAAGGAAAAACAGCAGCACCAGUCCGGCGCCUCUUCUUCCGACCCGUCUAACUCGUCGCCCAUUAUUUUGAAAAUCCCCCUGGAGAAGGAGAGACACGAUCGAAGCUCUCUGAAAAUGAGGUUCCCCCUCGCCGGAGGAGGCGGCGCCAGAGGGCAGGACCAGGACAUCAAAGUGCGCAUUCGUGUGCCCGAUAAGCAGAGAGGAAGCUCGGGGGAGGAGGGGAAGAGCAGGGACAAGCACAGAGGGGAGCGCUCCAACCACCAUCACCACCACCAUCAUCACCACCAUCACCACCACCACCCGCAGUCCUCCGGCAGCAGCGGUGCCUCCCUGUCUUCCUCGCACAAACACUCUUCUGGCGGCGCGGUCGCAAGUGGCAAAAAAGUCCCCAACGAUUCCACCCGUAGCGGGUCGUCGUCGCGCAAGAGGGCGCACCCCCAGGACGCUUCUCCGUGGUCCCACCCGCCUUCCAAAGUGGCCAAGUCUUCACGGAAUCCCUACCAGCUACCAUCCCUGCCUUCCUCCUCCGACAUCCUCCCCGCGCUGGGCCCACCGGCGAGCUACCCGCACCCCAAAGGCGACAAAACGGACACCAACGGACACGGCGCCACGGGCGGCGGCCAGUCCAACGAGUAUCAGGACACCUUUGAAAUGUUAAACUCUCUUCUCAGUGCUCAGGGCGUGCAACCCUCGCAGCCGUCGGUCUUUGACUACAGAUCCCAGUUCGGGGACUACAAGUACUCCUCCAGGGGUGGCCACGCUCGGCCCCCGCCCCUUCCCUCAGACCCCCCUCCCCCGCUUCCGCCGUUACCCAAAUGA
Nerophis lumbriciformis (worm pipefish) is the source of this 2001-nucleotide messenger RNA. The record is from RefSeq and is a predicted model, not a curated record. NCBI's taxonomy places the organism in Eukaryota, Metazoa, Chordata, Actinopteri, Syngnathiformes, Syngnathidae.